AUGUCAGACUACACCGCCCACGUGAACGCCAACACCGGCGCCACUGCCAGCACUCCAGCCGAAGCUUGGCGUUCCAUACCUAAUCACGAAGGCAUCCCACCCUCUGCUGCCAGAGACGCCCGUGUUGCAGAGCUCAUUGCCCGAGCAGUACAGGCGCAAAUCUCUCAAGACCUCAAUGCCCGUGGUGACUCGGCCAGUGGUAGUCGCGCCCGUGGUAGUCGCGCCCGUGGCCAAGGCCGUGGUAAUGGGCGGGGUGGACGUCCUGGUCGUACUCGCCGUCGUGGCGGCAGUGGUUAUUAUCCGGCUCGUGAAGCCGAGCGUACUUACCGUCGGGGUGGCAGUGGUUAUUACCCGGCUCGUGAAGCCGAGCGUAUUGCCCGUGAUCGUCGAGGUGGCCACGAUGCUAUCAAUGGCCGCGGUGCUGUCAAUGGUGUUCCCAGCCACCAAGCCCCCCAGUGCGCCCGCCGCCAAUCAUGGACCGCAGUGGUGGGCACAACCUCAGACUGGUCCGGACGAAAUGUCUGGUAA
Molecule: messenger RNA, 528 nt
Organism: Penicillium mononematosum
Lineage: Eukaryota; Fungi; Ascomycota; Eurotiomycetes; Eurotiales; Aspergillaceae
Exons: 3
Coding region: 1-528 (175 amino acids)
Source: RefSeq, a predicted model, not a curated record